This is a messenger RNA of Mya arenaria, 2722 nucleotides long. RefSeq lists its product as uncharacterized. The transcript is spliced from 2 exons. Gene Ontology annotation, cellular component: nucleoplasm; chromatin. Gene Ontology annotation, molecular function: ubiquitin-protein transferase activity; zinc ion binding. Lineage: Eukaryota; Metazoa; Mollusca; Bivalvia; Myida; Myidae. Gene Ontology annotation, biological process: positive regulation of DNA-templated transcription. The record is from RefSeq and is a predicted model, not a curated record. The coding region runs from base 343 to 2061 and encodes 572 amino acids.
AAGUGGACCGUUUGCCACAAAGUGUUAUUACUUUCGUUUCAGGCAUAGAAAAUGAAGGAGUAAAUAUCAAAGAGCAAACUUUGAUUGAUUUAUCAUUACUGAAAUUAAUGUGUACAUAAAUAUGACAUAAAAGACUCGCUAGAAACUGCCUUAGAUUCGCUAUAAAAAUCAUCUCUGUCUAUCCAAACGUGAAUUCAAUUUAACAGAAAACUACAGAAUUGAGAUGUCAAUGCUUUUGAUUGUAUAGAUUUGAGACGAUAAGGUGUUUAUUUAACUUCCUGGUUGGAAGAGAAGGCCAGGGAGAGGACAUUUAUCAGUUUUAACCCUAUAUGUGGCAGGAUUAUGGCAUCAAAUUUUGAAUCCUCCAUUCAGAGGGGGUGUGAUUUCAUCCAUGAUUUCGCCUGUUCCGCUUGUGAAGAAGAUGGACUGAACACGGAAGCUCAACAUUUUUGUAAUCAGUGCACGAAAUAUUACUGCGUAAACUGUGUCCUAGUUCACAACAAGCUAUACAAGAGACACACAGUGCUCGACCGGAAGGACGUUAAGAAAUGGGCAGCAGCACCAGGGACGGUGGAUGUCCUUGAGAGAUGUGAGAGGCACCCCGGGGAGGCGCUCAAGCUGGUCUGUGGUGACCAUGACCAGCUGUGUUGCCAUGUGUGCGUUGCCAUGGAUCAUAGACAAUGUUCAUCAAUACAGCACAUUCCAGACGUUGCAAAGGGCAUCCGCAAAGAUCCAAAGUUUCGUCAACUACCUCAAAGGGUAGCUGAACUUAGGAAGCAGAUAGAAGAUAUGAAAAACGACAGAAAGAAAAAUAGUUCCUCACUCAGGAAGACUCGAACAGCCAUUGUUGAUGAAAUCCAAGCAAUCCGUAAAACGAUCAACGACAUUCUUGACAAGAUGGAGAAAACAACCGUUCAAGAAUUAGACCGUUUGGCGUCUGAUCAGGAACAGUGCAUUAAGAAAGAUGUGAACUCCUGUAAACAGAUACACGACGAAUUAAAGAACAUAAUGGAUGGCAUACAAAGCAAAGACUCAUCAGGCGAACCAACCCUAUAUAUUGGGUUCAGAAAAUGUGAAGAAAACAUCAAACAUGCAAACGAAAUUCUGCAAAACAUGUCAAAAAUUGUCAAAUACGAUAUAACUUUUCGUAAACAUAAUGGAAUAGAAGAUAACUUGUCGUCGAGACAGACCUUCGGAGAAUUAAAUGAAUCGAAUGUUCUUUGUAAACAACCAUGUACAUCGCUAUUCCCGCGAGAUCAUGUAUUUGCUACAGAAGGUUACAAGGAGUACUACGUGGAGAUGAGUUCAGACGAAUGGGACUGUGAUAUUGAAGGGAUAUGUGAACUGCCUGGUGGAGAGAUUGUUAUUACAGACUACAAUAACAACAAAGUGAAACUCCUUGACCAGGAGUACGGGGUUGUCGACCACUGUGAUGUCCCCGAGAAUCCAUGGGAUGUGCGCCACAUAGGCGGAAAUGAGGUUGCCGUUUGUGUUAACAACAAUGCUGACGAUAGACAUGAACUUCAUUUCAUUAACAUUACAAAAGGGAAACUUGUGACUACGAGAAAGUUAAGUUUCUCCCAUGACUGUUACGGCGCGACUCAUCACGGGAACAACCUUUACAUUUCAUCACGCACCGCGCUGUACGUCUAUACGAUGACGGGGAAGCUUGUACAGAAGCUGUACGAGGAUAAGUCCGGUAAUUACACGGUGAUGAGAAUUGCCAUCAGUAACGACGGGAAGACUAUCUACAUCACAAACCACUCAAACGAUCAACUUAUCACCCUGGACAACCUCGGCAACAAGCUGGCCACAUUCACUGAUCCUGACUUGUUGGGACCUCACGGAGUACACGUGACAACUGCUGGACACGUGUUCGUCUCCUGCUAUUACUCCCACAUAGUGCUGCAGGUUGACAAGGACGGGAAGACGAAGUUGGCCACACUGGUAAGGGAACAAGACGGAGUGUACUUCCCUAAAGCUUUGUUCUUCAGCAGCCGUACUUCCUCUCUGGUUGUCGGAAGAUGGAACGACACGCUCCUCGUCAUCAAUGUACGAUAGAUAAAAACAUUAGAUCCACUUACAAUUGACGGAAAGGACAAUUAAUAAUUGAAUAUAUAUGUUAUUGUUUUUUACUUUAACCGUGUAAGUUAUAACACAGACCAAGAUUGUUCACUAUAAAACAUGAUUCAUAUCUGCUUAAACAUACAUGUAAAUUAUAUGUUACGUAUUCAUUUGCUUUUUGUACAUAGCUAUAAUGUUUUUCUUUGUCGUCCGCAUGUUAUUCAACUAAAUGACUGUAUCCUUUAUAAUGUUAUUCACAUAUAUAUUAUCUAUGUUGUAUGUAUGUAUAUGUAUGAGUUUAUCUUACUUAAUAUUGAAUGAGUUACUCUUUAUUUGAUGUUGAAUUAAAUAUAUAUUAUACGGUCCGUUUUGUCGAUGUGCCUUUAAGAGCUUUUGAUAAUUUUACUACAAUUACAAGAGAGUCAGUUAUAUGUUAACUAUUUUCACUGGACACCUAGCUGAACCUAGGUAGAAGAAUUAUGCAGAGAUGCUAUAUAGUAAUAACAACAACAACAACAACAACAUAUACCUUGAUAAUACCUGGUUUUGUUUUCAAUUAAAGGCACACAAUGAAGAUGGAUUCAAAACAUUUUUAUAUCAAAUUCAGAAUAAUAAUGUAUGUUGAACUCAUUAGACAUUAUGAUCAAAACAAGAACAA